AUGAAUUAUCAUUUGAGUUAAGUUUCAUUUCUGUAAGUCCUGCCCAUCAUAAACCAGUCCAACAACACUAGAAAAACACGACAAGCACACACACUGAGAAACACAGCUGGAAAACAUGUCUAACGGAGGAACAAAUGUUCAGAGCAGAAACUCAAAUGCGAGGAAGAGACCCACUAAAAACUCUCCAUCCGGUCCUUCUCCCAGCGAUCCGCUCGCAGUAAAUCCAGCUCUGAAUGAACUGAGACUGGUUCUGCUGGGAAAAACCGGUGCGGGGAAAAGUGCAACGGGAAACAGCAUCCUGGGAAACAGAUGCUUUAAUGAUGAACUGUGCAUGAGUUCAGUCACUAAAGAGUGCAUGAGAGAGUGUGGAACGGUGGAAGGACGGAAUCUCGUUCUUGUGGACACACCUGGGUUUUUUGACACCGAUCUGAAAACUGAAGAACUGCAAAAGGAGGUCAUUCAUUGCCUGGCCUUGUGUUCUCCUGGUCCUCACGCGUUUCUGCUCGUCAUACCAAUAGAGCGAUAUACAGAGGAGCAGCAGCGCACCGUAGAAAUGAUUCUGGAGAUGUUUCGUGAGGACAUCAGCAAUCACAGCAUCCUGAUAUUCUCACACGCCGACAGACUCAGAGGAGAAUCCAUCGAAAGAUUCGUUUCGAAACAAAAUCAAAAAGUUCAAGACCUCGUGAAAAGAUUCGGGAGGCGUUUCGUGGCCUUUGACAACACAAACCCUACAAACCCAGAACAAGUGAGUCGACUCCUGCAGAAAGUGAACGAGCUGCUGGCCGUGAAUGAGAACCGUCACUUCACUAAUGAAGUUACAGAAGCAAUGCAAAAAGCCCAGAAGAUAAUAGAAGAGAGAAUGCAAGCAGAAAUGGAUAAAAGAAUGAAGAAAAUAAAGCAGGAGGUCAAAAAAAUGGCCGAUGCUCGUUGGCGUGCAUUUAUUUCUGACAUCAGUGAAGAGAGGCGCAACGCAAAGAGAAGAAUUAAACGCAUACAACGCAGGAUUGAUCAGAUCGAGACGGAUAUAGAGAUGGAAGAACAGAAUGUGCGGCUGAUCCCAGCAAGACUGAAGCGGUUCGAAGCAUCUCUGAAGAAGCAGCUGAAGAACAUGAGAAGAAUGCAGAAAAGAGAAAUGAAAAAGGAGAGGAAGAGAAGGGAAAGAAAGGAGAAAGAAAAGAAGAUCUGGUUUCGGGAAGAGAUGCAGAGGAGACUGAAUGAAGCAAGAGAGAAGAGUCUAUUUUCUUCACGUAAUAUUCUGACUAAACUUACUUGCUAUUUUCUUGGCCUUGGAUCUGUAUUUGUACCUACACUCUUAGCAUGUGUGUUCCCUCCAGCAGUGGAAACCGGAUUGUUGGCAAAGUUUUUGUUGGACUCUGGAGCAGCAGAAAGUGGGAGUUUAUUUGGGAAGGUUGCUGGAGUUGCAGUGAAAGCUGUAUCUGUAAAGUUGGCAUCGAGGACAAACUGCUGCAUUCAGUGACUGAUUAUUGAUCGAGUUCACAGACCAAGCUUUAUUAUAGCAAGCUUUUUUACAGACUGUAAAGAGUGUCAAAUCACACGUGCUCACUUCAUCAGCAGUCUUGGGUCUAAAGUAUUUUUCUCAUUCAUUUCCUCCUUAAGGAUUUUUUUUAAGAAGAGUGAAACAAUGAAGCAUUGCAAAUGACUGAAUCACAUUUGCUGUAUUUGACACAGUGUGAGAACUGACCACAAAGUGGCGCUAAACUACAUGAAUCCACAUUUGUGCUUUUGGGACCAUUAUCUUAAAUGGAAAAUGGAAAUCUUUUCUAAAUCUAAAAUCUUUUCCUCCUAAAUCCUUGAGAUUUCCUGAAUAGAAAAAAAGAUGGAAAAAUCUGAUAUUUUUCAUAACCAAGGACACAAUUUCAUUAACAUUCAUUGCAGGUGUUGUUUAUUGGUGGAAUCAACAAAGCCGAGUAACCAGCUGAACACUGAACAAGGUUCAAAACACAUUUACAGCCUCUUACAACUUGUUCACCUCUUUGCUCAUCUAAGAGUUACCUUCAGUUUUUAUUAGCCCAUCCUUCGUGUAAUUAUCUCUCUGUUUUGGCUUCUUUUUAAUAAUGGCAAGCUGUCACCUGGUCCUUUUUUAAAAAACCAUCAAAAGAGCAUAUUAAAAUUCUUUAAUAUAUGGUUCACAGUGUCAUCGCAGUGUCGCUCUUGUUAUAUGAAUUAAAAGCAUUAAUAUAUGUCAUUUAAUUUAUAUAAUUUCCUCCUGAUUGCAUCAAAUUUAACAGUUUAGCGGAAUGUUCAUUGAUUUGUAGCUACACUGUUCCUCUGUUAGUACAUUUUACUGAAUUGUAUGCACUAAAAUCAAUUAUCUAAAUAUAGGGAAGGCAUAUUGUGCAAAGUAGCAUAGUUAAUAAAUAUUAAUUAUUAUACUACAUUGCAUAUAAUAAUAUUGAAGUACAUUAUGAAGUAAGUGUUUUCCAUGUUUUUUUUUUUAUUUAUUUUUUAAAUUGGUGUUUAAAUGCAUACAGGACUAUUGUAUGUGUAACUAAGUGUAAACAAAAGAAUGUAAAUGACUGUAAAAUGGACUAUAAGUGUAUGUAGUCAAAAUCAAAUUAGAGCUGAUAAAUAUGACAUGUUUAAUGUUUGAUUGUGUGUUUGUUUGUUCAGUAGCUCAGGCCUGGAAUGAAAGUAUAUUCCUCUUUAAAUGUAACUCUGUAUUAUUAAUUCAUUCACACUACAUUAUAAUAAUAGUAAGAUGAUCUUAAUCUCUUUUAAGAUUAUUGACUGAGCGAAUCUAAUCAUUUACACCGCACUUACAAAGAAGUUACAAAAAGUACCAAUGGUAAUACCCUGUUUCAUGUACAUA
This is a messenger RNA of Cyprinus carpio (common carp), 2830 nucleotides long. RefSeq lists its product as uncharacterized. Gene Ontology annotation, molecular function: GTP binding. The record is from RefSeq and is a predicted model, not a curated record. Lineage: Eukaryota; Metazoa; Chordata; Actinopteri; Cypriniformes; Cyprinidae.